Molecule: messenger RNA, 1629 nt
Organism: Aureococcus anophagefferens
Lineage: Eukaryota; Pelagophyceae; Pelagomonadales; Pelagomonadaceae
Exons: 1
Coding region: 1-1629 (542 amino acids)
Molecular function (GO): nucleic acid binding; ATP binding
Source: RefSeq, a predicted model, not a curated record
AUGCUGCUCAUGCUCCUCCUGGCGCUGCGGUCCGCGGCGUCCCUCGUCGCGCCGCGCCCGUCAUCGCUGCUGCGCGCGCCGGCGCGCCGCGCGGCGAGCCUCGGCGACUACUUCGCGCUGCCGGCGGAGGCGUCGGCGGCGCUCGCGGCGCGGGGCAUCGAGGUCGCGGCGCCGGCGCAGGAGGCCUUCUGGAGUUCGAGCCACGACGGGCCGGGCGCGGCGAAGGGCGAGUCGGCGUGCCUCCACGCGCCGACGGGCAGCGGCAAGACGCUCGCCAUGCUCCUGCCGGCCGUCGCGCGCGUGCUCUGGGGCGGCCGCGCCAAGGGCCGCGUGCUCGUGCUCGCGCCGUCGCGCGAGCUCGUCGCGCAGCACGCGGACGUGCUCGGCGCCCUCGCCGGCGAGGGCGCCGUCGCGUCGGUGACGACGUCCGGCGUCGGCGCGCCCGGCGGCCUCGCCGCGGCCGCGGCCGCGAUCGUAGACUCGCGCUGCGUCGCGGCGACCCCUUCCGAGCUCUGCGCGGUGCUCGAGCACGCGCCGGACCUCUACGGCGCUUUAAACGUCGAGGCCCUGGUCCUCGACGAGCUCGACCUGCUCAUGCCCGCGCGCAAGUUCGGCGGCAAACGCGCGAGCCGGUGGCAGGACCGCGGGCGCCACCCGGCCGAGGCGCUCGCGCAGCUCGUCGCGAAGCGCGGCGUCGAGACGCUCCAGGUCGUCGCCGGGUCCGCGACGCUCGACCGGGCGUCGCGGAAGAAGCUCGACGCCGUGCUCAGGGCGUCGCCGCUGGUGCGGCCGCCGCUCCGGACCGUGAGCCUCGCUCCCGCCGGCGCCGUCGCGCUGACCGUGAAGACGUCGCUGCCCCUGGGCCCGAAGAACGUGCGCACGACGCUCACGUCCGAGCGGCUCCGCCACUGCGCGGUGAGCCUGCCGAGCAAGGCCGGCGACGCCGCGGCGCUCGACGCGGUCGUCGACGCGCUCGGCGCUUUGAAGCCCGCGCGCGCGCUGCUCUUCGUCUGCUCGAGCUCGGGCCUCAAGGUGCGCGCCGUCGCCGACGCCCUCGGCGCGCGCGCGGCCGGCGAGACCGUGGUCCUCAACGACGCGCUCUUCCCGUCGAGCCAGCGGAACCGGCGCCGGGGCUACGCGGACGCGGACGCGGCCGAGAAGAAGGCGCGCGAGGCGCGCGAGCGGGCCAUGGACAGCGGCGGCCGCGACGCCCUGUCGCGCGCCGGCGCCGAGGAGCUGCGGGCCGCCCUCUGCGCCGCGACGCCCGCGGCGCCCGUCGUCCUCGUCGCGGACCAAGCCGUGACGCGCGGGCUCCACGUCGACGCCGUCGACGCCGUCGUCGUGCUGGGCAAGCCCGCGAACGCCGACACCUACGUCCACCUCGCCGGCCGCGCGGACCGCGACCCGCUCCGGGAGGCCGGCGGCGAGCGGCCCGCGGUGCUCACGGUCGCGAAGCGCCGCGACGUCGCCGCGCUGCGGGGCUGGCUCUCGGAGUUGGGCGCGGACCUCGAGGACGUCGACCUCGCGCCGCCGCCCGACCGGCCCGACGACGGCAUGAACGCCAAGGAGCGGCGGAAGGCGAAGCGCGCCGCGGAGCGCGAGGCCGCCGAGGCCGCGGCGCAGGUCUAA